UAGUUGACCCGGAUGUUGAUACGAUUUGUAUUUUUGUCCUUACCAUAAAGAGUCCUUAGUUGUUAGCUUUUAUGAUCUGGCAGUCUAACUAGUGAUGUAAGAAAAAUAAACAAAUGUCUAAGAAACAGCGGAGGGAUCUUUAGGUUGUAGUUUCUCCUACAACAUCGCUGCGCUGGCCCUUUAAGAAAGCCGGGGAUGAAAGAGGUAGUCAGAACGCCGCAUCUUUCUUCAGUCACAAUGCAAUUUUAGGGGUUUUAGUAUAUAUUUUUUUCGUUUAAUCCCAAUUAAAUCCGGAAGCGUGCAUGCAUUGCUUCUGAUAGCAGAACAAGCUUAUACCAUAAACAUGUCUGAACAAGCAUAUCAGUCACCAGCUACUCCUGACAGAAGCCUGAACACACCAGAACCACUGAGGACGGGCUCCUGGAAGACACCCAUACAAAUCCUGUAUGAAUAUGGAGUCGUUAGUGGUGAUCUCCCCGUGUUUGUGAUGGAGAAUGCAGAAGGAGAGGCUCAUCAGCCCAGCUUCGUCUUCAGCGUGACAAUAGGAGGCAUUAAAUGUACAGGUCAGGGAUCCAGUAAAAAGGCAGCUAAGCAGCAGGCCGCAGAGGCCGCACUGAAAAUUUUGAACAUUGACUCUGAAAGUGGGGCCGUUCCUGGGAGGUCCAACACUAAUGGCAUCGUAGCAGAACCAAACAACCCUGUGGGCCUGCUGCAGGCCCUGGCGUUGCAGAGAAGAUGGCGUGUUCCUGAGUACAUUAUUUUAACAGAGUGCGGGCCGCCACACCGAAAAGAGUUCACAAUAAUCUGUAGACUGGAGUCGCUCACAGAACAGGGAGUUGGAAACACCAAAAAAGCAGCAAAAAAGGAAGCAGCAGAGAAAAUGGUGGCGAAGCUUCAGAGUUUAUCGGGAUCCUCUGAGAUCACAUGGACCCCUAAUUCGACCGUUUGCUUUGAGAACAUCAGAAACUCCACAGCAGAGAAGAUCUCUCUACUCAGGAGAAACCCUCUGAGCAUUCCCAACACUGACUACAUUCAGAUGCUGCUAGAUCUCUCCAAAGAGCAAGGCUUUGAGGUCACAUACUUUGACAUAGAUGAGCUGACGGUGAACGGUCAGUACCAGUGCCUGGCAGAGCUGUCCACCUCCCCCGUCACCGUGUGCCACGGCACCGGCAUCUCCUGCAGCAACGCCCACAACGACGCAGCGCACAGCGCCCUCCAGUACAUGAAGAUCAUGGCUUCCAGCAAAUGAAAAUCCCACCUGCAGCACUUGAUUCUCUACCUGACACCAUCAUCUGUACUCGUCUGUGUCACAGAGCAGCUCCACUUGAUUUCUGCUGAUUUUAUUGGAACUGAUGAGAUGAAAAGAUCUAAAACUUUUAGCAUAAGCAGGCUUAUCAUUGUGCUUUUAAGAGGCUUCAGCUAUCCAGAAUAUUUAAGCAAAUGUUAAGUAAGAGCAAUGAAUUCGCAGUUUAACUUACA
This is a messenger RNA of Xiphophorus hellerii (green swordtail), 1479 nucleotides long. It is a transcript of the gene prkra, whose product is annotated as protein kinase, interferon-inducible double stranded RNA dependent activator. Gene Ontology annotation, biological process: regulation of regulatory ncRNA processing; siRNA processing. The transcript has 9 exons. NCBI's taxonomy places the organism in Eukaryota, Metazoa, Chordata, Actinopteri, Cyprinodontiformes, Poeciliidae. Bases 344 to 1249 code for a protein of 301 amino acids. Gene Ontology annotation, cellular component: RISC complex; nucleus; RISC-loading complex. The record is from RefSeq and is a predicted model, not a curated record. Gene Ontology annotation, molecular function: double-stranded RNA binding; siRNA binding.